Plasmodium fragile is the source of this 4614-nucleotide messenger RNA. RefSeq lists its product as uncharacterized. NCBI's taxonomy places the organism in Eukaryota, Apicomplexa, Aconoidasida, Haemosporida, Plasmodiidae. The transcript has 2 exons. The record is from RefSeq and is a predicted model, not a curated record. Gene Ontology annotation, biological process: regulation of DNA-templated transcription. Gene Ontology annotation, molecular function: DNA-binding transcription factor activity, RNA polymerase II-specific; RNA polymerase II cis-regulatory region sequence-specific DNA binding. Bases 1 to 4614 code for a protein of 1537 amino acids.
AUGACCGCCAAUUUCAAAAACAAAAUUGCACUUCGCUAUCUCGAUGAAAAUUUGAACAGCAACGCGUACAGCGAAAGUGAAAAAAAUUUCCUGAAGAACAACAUAAACUGGAACAAAAUAAACGUAUUAAAGUGUAACAAGAAUGGAAAUGAACAGGGCAGCAGCAGUAGUAGCAGCAGUAGCAGAAGCGUCGGCAUCAUGAAGGAUAUAAACAGUGGCAACAACAACUACGCUGACAGUGCCAGCUACGACGACGUCAGCAUAAAUUACAAAAGUCUUCAAAAGUUCAAGCGUAAUUUCUAUUUGGGGGAUAAAAGUCUAAAGGACAAAAGUGUUUUAAGUAAAAGAAAGUACAGUCACCUGUCUGAAGAGUUUGAUGAAAGGAAAAGGAAACUGUCAUCGUCGCAUCUGUUCGAGGACGCCCAUGAUGGUAAUGGUGAUAGCGUCGAUGGCCACGUCGAUGGCGCAGCGUCGCACGAAAAUGCAAAUAAAGGCCAAUUUAAAAACAAAUACGAUUUUGAGUUUGUCGAGAAUUACAAAAAUGUCUACCUGAAGGAAGGCGCAACCGCCGAUGGGGUGGCACAGGGAAAAAUCUCCAAGAAACGGACGCAGCAGAUGAAGCAGUCGCAGCAUGUGCACCAGGAAGAGGAGGAAUAUGGGGACGAGCUUGCCAACAGCAAAGUGAUCAAAUAUGCGAGUAACAGCGCAGAGCAGGAUGAGGACUUCCCGAACGACCAGAGAAGCGGGAGUGGUCAAGUGAAGGGGAAAUACCAUAUUGAUAAAAUCUACGGCACCUGCUUGGAAAAUGUCGAAAGUUCAUUCAUCCUAACGAGGAACAUGAAAAAGAGCUAUAAAAAUUUUAUACAAAACGAAAAAAAAAAAAAAAAAAAAAAAGAAGCAGAUGGGUAUACGAACGAGUCGGAUGCAAAUGUCUAUACAAGUAUUCUCGAGGGGAACAGGUUUCUGUGUCCAGAUGACAUAGGGUUGAACUAUGCCUUGGAAGAGGAGCCGACGGGGGAGCCGGAAGAUGAAGAUGAAUUGGAAGUGGAAGAUGAUGUGGAAGGAGAUUAUUUUAACAACACACCAAAGAAUUACCUCACCCGUGAGACCAGCGAUUUGAACGAAGUUCUUGACAUGUUUAAUAGCGCACACGAAAAGGUCGAUGUGAGGAAUAAGUGCAGUGAUAGUAAAAAUGAGGAGGCACAAAGCACCCAAUUGGACGGUGAUUAUAAUUCCACAUGCAAUGAAGAGCCAAAUGAUCAUUCACUCGAGGCUGGUAGAUUGGGCCAGGAACAGAACAGCAACAAUGACGAUGGCGACAGUGGCGAAGAGGUCCACCCCACGGAUGGACAAUCAUAUUUAACAGAACCAGAAAAGGAAACACAGUUUUUUACACCUUUCCAAACCGUUGACAAGACGAAUCUCGUAAGUACGUUCAAAGAUGAAGAAGACGAAAUGGACCAGGCCCAAGUAGAGGGACAUAUCAAUAACCACAUUCCUGCCACAGAGAAGGAAUCGAAUAAGGGGCCUUAUAUGGAAGGUAACAUGUCGGUACCAGAAGAAAAAAUACACGUGAAAGAAGAAAAAGAGAAAGGAAUGGAGGAAGAUCAAGAAACACGUGAAGGCGACAGUGAAAAUGGAUGUGAUAUGGAAUCCCAUGAUGUGGAUCAUGUGUCCAUAAGUGGAAGUCAGUUGGAGAAGGAAAAUUUCGAAGAGUGCAAUAGCGCUGCGAUGGAGGAAAGGGUUUUCCCCGUCAUACAUAAGAAGAAGCAGCAGAUGCAGGACAAUGUGAUGGGGAACAAAGAUAGGCAGAACGCAUCACGCGGUUUAGAUGGCACAGCGGCAGAUGCUGCUAUCACAUCCGCGGGUCAAUUUGCCAAACCGAAAGAUAAAAUUAACAAUCCUGUAUGUAGGAUUAACAAAAAUGCAAGUGCCGUCAACAAACAGAACAAUAAAGUAACACCAGGGGGAAGGAACAAAAAAGAUGAUCUCAAAAAUUGCCUAAUAAAAGAGGAAGUGCCAAAAGAGAACAGCAAUGUUAAUUCGGCAGGCACCGUGGUUAGAGUCAAAGAAGAAAACUGCGAGGAUCAUAUUAGGAAGGAUGCAAUGUCAUCAAACAGUAACGCGAGCACAAUGGAUAAUGCUAAGGAUGAUUUUGGAACCACUAGAAUAAAGAUGGAGGGGCAGGAUAGCAGGGCGCACAUAAAGACAGAGUCCACCAAAAUCCAGCAGGUGGAUAAUCGAAGCGACGUGCAGCAGCCUAACACGUGUGAGCAGCAUGACGCGUCGCCACUCUUGACGCAAGGUAUACCAAGGAAUACGCCUCAGAGUGCGGGCGCCAACAAGUGUCCCAAAAAAGUUGGCGACAGUGUUAGCAGUGGAUCGAGCAACAGGGCCAGAGACAGGAGAAGUGCCCACACAGGGGACGAGCAAAGUAAUAAGAGAAGCGGGUUGUAUGAAAAUGUGUCUAGCAGAUUUUCGAGAAUUUUCGGUUUCUCCUCCAGAAGGGUUAAUAGUGAUGAAUCGGACGGAAGCUCGGACAGUGAACGGGACAGUAGGUACAGGAGAAGGUACAGCAGCGACGAAGAUGCAGAGGAAGAGGAGGAGGAAGAAGAAGAGGAGGAGAAUAAAGAGACAAACGAAAGUGCACAGAGUGAGCGGAAGGAAUCAAGCGCAUCGAAUGAUCCCAAUGAAGGACGCACAGACGAGGCACGCAACUCGAUAGAACAAGAACAAGAGGACAGUGCCCACAUGAUUAACACUGCUCAGUUGAAAGAUCCCUCGGAAGAGGGCGAUGACGUCAACGAUGAACAUGCCUCCAGUGAAGAAAAACCAAGUGAGGGUGAGAGCAAGGAAAAUUUGCAAUCAUCUGAAAGCAGGGAUGAGGACGAUGACAAGGUUAGUGACGACACUGGUGACAAGGUUGGUGACGACACUGGUGACAAGGAUGGUGACGACACUGGUGACAAGGUUGGUGACGACACUGGUGACAAGGUUGGUGACGACACUGGUGACAAGGUUGGUGACAACACUGCUGAUAACACCGGGGAUAACAUCGGUGACAACACUGCUGAUAACACCGGGGAUAACAUCGGUGAUAACAUUGGUAGAGGGGACCUCACCAGCAGAACGGAAAAGCCGAAGAGCCCAUUGAGGGCCAAGAAAGUUAAUCAGAGAAGAGUAAUCCGUGUGAAGAAAGAACCACGGGGCAGAGCCAACCAAGCAGAAAUUGAAACAAGGACAUGCAACAUAUGCAACGCUGUUUUUGCAAACAGCAAAUUAAUGCACAGACAUGUGAUGAGUGUCCACUCUGACGAAAGGCCAUUCGAGUGCGACAUUUGUCUCAAGCGGUAUAAAAGAGCAGACCACUUGAAGCUGCAUCGCAUAAGACACGACCUAAACAAAGAGGAGAAGAAGUUCCAGUGCUCCAUCUGUCAGAUGUUCUUUAAAACGCCCAGACAGUUAAAAAAUUGCAAGUUGAAGCAUAUGAGGUUUUCCAUGGGUAAUAGGUAUGACGGCGAGUGGGCGACGAGGAAGCAAAUGGAAGACGCUGUCGGAGGGGUAGAUAACAAUUCGGAGGGCCAUCCAGACGAAGAGGAAAACCACGAGAGUGGUAAGACAAUGCAAAGCGGUGAAGAGCAUGUUGAGGGAGAAAGACACAAUGGUGAUAGCGAGAACGGUACAUUGAGAGGCGAUAAUGCCUCAGAACAUGCUGGCACUGAGCUCAGCGCGCAAGGGGAAGAAGGGGAUGAUCGCCAAAUUGUACCUUACGAGCAGCAGGCGAGCGCGGAACAGCUGCAAAUUGUACCUCACGAACAGCAGGCGAACACGGACAAGCGCAAAAUUGAAGCCUCUGAACAACAGGCGAACGCGGAACAGCGGUGGGAAGUAAAGAGGGAGAACUGCAGUCCAAGUAGAAUUUCUGUUGAAAUUCGAACGUGCAAUGUGUGCAGUAUGAUUUUUGCAAAUAAAAAAUUAAUGAAAAGACACCUAAUGAGUGUUCAUUCAGAAUCAAGACCAUACAAGUGUCACCUAUGUAUAAAAACGUACAAGCGGUCGGAUCAUUUGAAGAAACAUAUUUUAACCCAUAAAGAUAAUAAAGAGAAAAUAAAAUACACUUGUUCCAUUUGUCAAUCUAGCUUUGACACUCCUAAAGAAUUAAGAGCGCACAAGAUAAGGCACUACACAUGUCCAUAUGAAAAUUGCUCCUAUUCCUAUUCGACCAUUUCUAAAAUGAAGUACCAUUUGAAUAAGCACAGAUGUAACCUCUUCUAUAGUUGUCCUGUGUGCGCCAAAAAAUUUCUCAUUUAUAAAGAGUUCAUACAGCACAAGAGGAGCUGCUUCAAGAAGAAGUACGUCUGCCUGCAGUGCAACAAAAUAUAUUUGCAUGUCAAUGGUUACAAUAAGCAUGUACGGAAGGUUCAUUUGAAUAUUGUGCAGAACUACAAAUGUACUGUGAACAACUGCAACAAGGAAUUUUCUUCUGAGUUCAGCUUGAAGGAGCAUAUAAUAAAUUUCCAUCAUCGGGUCAAGCGUUUUUUCUGCUCCAAGUGCAACAUGUCCUUUGGCUACAGAAGCUCCUUUCGCCGUCACAACAUUAAUAUACACCCGUGA